CACCCUUGUAUGAGCCAAUAUGACCAAGACCACAGCAACAGAUUCAGCACCUCUUCCGGAGUACUACGUCCAGAGCUUUCCCGCACCGGGGCUCCGGCAGAUCGUUAGGCAUAUCACCGAAAACAACGCCAACGGUGAAUCCCGAUUCCUUAGUUCGGACCAUGGCGAGCAUUAUCGUUUCAUGGUGGAGCAUCAAGCAGUAGCCAACAUCAUCUAUUCCACCCGCGAGAACCCCGUUGAUCUGAACGGCAACGCGGACGUCAUCAAGGCCCACGAGCAAGAGCCUCCGUUUCACUACCCCAACGGCUCAAUAGUCCGCAUGAUCGACUUCGGACCGGGCGUAGAGUCCCCUUUUCACCGAGCUUUGACCAUUGAUUACGGUAUUGUUUUAGAGGGCGUCUUCGAACUCACUCUCGAUUCGGGCGAGAAGCGCAUCUUACGCCAGAGCGAUGUGUGCAUCCAGCGGGCUACUGCCCAUAAGUGGAAGAACAUCACUGGCAAUGGGACUUUGCCGGGACGCAUAGUAUGGAUUCUUCUUGAUACUAAGGAGGUCACUGUAGGUGGCAGCAAGCUGAAUGGGGACCUUGGCGAUCUGCACAAGGAAUAUGCUGGUCGUGGGAACUACUAA
This is a messenger RNA of Daldinia caldariorum, 628 nucleotides long. RefSeq lists its product as uncharacterized. The transcript is spliced from 2 exons. Lineage: Eukaryota; Fungi; Ascomycota; Sordariomycetes; Xylariales; Hypoxylaceae. The record is from RefSeq and is a predicted model, not a curated record. Bases 20 to 628 code for a protein of 202 amino acids.